ACUGGGAGAAAAGCGCCGAACGCACGUUCGAGAGGGCCAGCUUCGGAGCGCGAGCCCGGGCGCGAGCGGCCUGCGCUGCGCGUGCGCAGAGGUAUGGUCGGGGAAGGUGUGCAGAGGCUGGAGUUGGAGGCGCGGCGCCGGUGAGGUGAGGAGCUGUCAGCAUCCACGUGUCCUGCCAUAUGGAACCAGCUGGUAUGCAGUGGAAAAGAAGCCGACAUGCAGAAAGCAGCAGAGAACCAUGUGUGCUCAGUACUGCAUCUCCUUUGCUGAUGUUGAAAAAGCUCAUACCAACAUUCAAGAUUUUAUCCACCUCACACCAGUGCUAACAAGCUCCAUUUUGAAUCAAAUAACAGGGCGAAAUCUUUUCUUCAAAUGUGAACUCUUCCAGAAAACUGGAUCUUUUAAGAUUCGUGGUGCUCUUAAUGCCAUCAGAGGCUUGAUUCCUGCCACCUCAGGAGGGAAGCCUAAAGCAGUUGUUACUCACAGCAGUGGAAACCAUGGCCAAGCUCUCACCUACGCUGCCAAAUUGGAAGGGAUCCCUGCUUAUAUUGUGGUACCCCGAACAGCUCCCAACUGUAAAAAACUAGCAAUACAAGCCUAUGGAGCCUCUAUAGUGUACAGUGAACCGAGUGAUGAGUCUAGAGAAAAUGUUACAAAACAAAUUGUGGAAGAAACAGAAGGCAUCAUGGUACAUCCCAACCAGGAGCCUGCAGUGAUUGCUGGGCAAGGGACAAUUGCCCUGGAAGUGCUGAACCAGGUUCCCUUGUUGGAUGCACUCGUGGUUCCAGUAGGGGGAGGAGGAAUGAUUGCUGGAAUAGCAGUUACAAUUAAGGCUUUAAGACCUAGUGUGAAGGUUUAUGCUGCUGAACCCUUGAAUGCAGAUGACUGCUACCAGUCCAGACUGAAAGGGGAACUGAUGCCCAAUCCUUGUCCUCCAGAAACCAUAGCAGAUGGGGUCAAAUCCAGCAUUGGCUUAAACACCUGGCCUAUCAUCAGGGACCUUGUGGAUGAUGUCUUCACUGUUACAGAGGAUGAAAUUAAGUAUGCAACCAAGCUGGUGUGGGAGAGAAUGAAACUACUCAUUGAACCUACAGCUGGUGUUGCAGUGGCUGCUGUACUGUCUCAGCAUUUUCAAACCGUUUCCCCAGAAGUAAAGAACAUUUGUGUUGUGCUCAGUGGUGGAAAUGUAGACUUAACCUCUCUGACUUGGAUGAAGCAGGCUGAAAGGCCAGUUAAUCAAUCUGUUUCUGUUUAAAUUAUACAAAACAGAUGGAUGCACUGUCUCCAGAUAUGUGUAA
Molecule: messenger RNA, 1298 nt
Organism: Oryctolagus cuniculus (rabbit)
Lineage: Eukaryota; Metazoa; Chordata; Mammalia; Lagomorpha; Leporidae
Gene: SRR
Product: serine racemase
Biological process (GO): D-serine biosynthetic process
Cellular component (GO): cytoplasm
Molecular function (GO): threonine racemase activity; serine racemase activity; pyridoxal phosphate binding
Source: RefSeq, a predicted model, not a curated record